Orbicella faveolata is the source of this 685-nucleotide messenger RNA. RefSeq names its product GFP-like fluorescent chromoprotein cFP484. Gene Ontology annotation, biological process: generation of precursor metabolites and energy; bioluminescence. The record is from RefSeq and is a predicted model, not a curated record. NCBI's taxonomy places the organism in Eukaryota, Metazoa, Cnidaria, Anthozoa, Scleractinia, Merulinidae.
GAUUAAAACAGAAAUGAAGAUCAAGCUGCGUAUGGAAGGCGCUGUAAACGGGCAUCCGUUUGUUAUUGAAGGAUUAGGAGACGGCAAGCCUUUCGAGGGAAAACAGAGUAUGGACCUUAAAGUCAAAGAAGGCGGACCUCUCCCUUUUGCCUACGAUAUCUUGACAACAGCAUUCCAUUACGGCAACAGGGUAUUUGCUGAAUACCCAGACCAUAUAACAGACUAUUUCAAGCAGUCGUUUCCUAAGGGGUAUUCUUGGGAACGAAGCCUGACUUUCGAAGACGGGGGAGUUUGCAUCGCCAAAAACGAAAUAAAAAUGGAAGGCGACACUUUCUAUAAUAAUGUUCGAUUUGAUGGUGUCAACUUUCCCCCCAAUGGUCCAGUUAUGCAGAAGAGGACAGUAAAAUGGGAACCAUCCACUGAGAAAAUGUAUGUGCGUGAUGGAGUGCUGACGGGUGAUAUUACCAUGGCUCUGUUGCUCAAAGAAGAUGUUCAUUACCGAUGUGACUUCAGAACUACUUACAAAGCUAAGGAGAAGGGUGUCAAGUUGCCAGGCUAUCACUUUGUAGAUCACUGCAUUGAAAUAUUGAGCCAUGACAAAGACUACAACAACGUUAAGCUUUAUGAGCAUGCUGUUGCUCAUACUGGGUUGCCAGGCAACAAACGACAAUAAGACAACAACUUG